CAGAGUUCUGACUCCACAGAGCUGCUCGCACCAUGUGGAGGACGCUCAUCUCCUCCAGAGGGACUAAGGAGCCGGUGCUGCAGAUCCUCUUCCGUGUGCUGGAAUUCUGGCCAGCGCACAGGACACGCACCUCUGAUGGGGAUGAGAGCGAUGUCUUUGCCCUGGCUGCAACUGUGGCACUCUGGGAGAUCCUCCAGCUGCCCUGGUGCCCAGGGGGAGUGAAGAACAAUCUCCCCCGCCUCCUUCUGACUCUGCUCUUCCAAGUUUUCAUCAGCACAGAGGAGAUGUCAGAGGAGGUCGAGACCUUCUGGGGGCGAUGCCGGGAGCAGCGCAGCCUUCCCCCCAACCCCAACAGGUUUGCAGUGCAGACUGUGAAAGCCCUGCUGCGCCAGCUGCUGGAUGAGGACAUGUUGAUGGUGAUCCAUCGCAAGUGUGGCUGGGACAUGCUCCUCAAGGCUGACACCCACCACUAUGCAGUGGGUCUGCUGGCCAGGGAGCUGUGCCGUGUCUCCCGCUCCUUCUGCUGCAGCAUCGCCAUCAGCCUGCUCCCGCGGCUCAGCAGGGAAGAACCCCUCCGCCUGGGACGGUGCCUGCACCCUGUGCUGCUGCCUGGGCCCAGCCCUGGGCGGGUCCAGGCUCCUACCAGCCGGGCACCCCGUCACUGCUCCCUGCCUUUCAGGUGCUGCACUGCCUGA
Neopelma chrysocephalum (saffron-crested tyrant-manakin) is the source of this 695-nucleotide messenger RNA. Its product is annotated as maestro heat-like repeat-containing protein family member 7. Gene Ontology annotation, cellular component: cytoplasm. The coding region runs from base 33 to 695 and encodes 220 amino acids. The transcript has 5 exons. The record is from RefSeq and is a predicted model, not a curated record. Lineage: Eukaryota; Metazoa; Chordata; Aves; Passeriformes; Pipridae.